This is a messenger RNA of Haemorhous mexicanus (house finch), 4175 nucleotides long. It is a transcript of the gene PIF1, whose product is annotated as PIF1 5'-to-3' DNA helicase. The coding region runs from base 51 to 1946 and encodes 631 amino acids. Gene Ontology annotation, molecular function: DNA helicase activity. The record is from RefSeq and is a predicted model, not a curated record. The transcript has 11 exons. NCBI's taxonomy places the organism in Eukaryota, Metazoa, Chordata, Aves, Passeriformes, Fringillidae. Gene Ontology annotation, biological process: DNA repair; telomere maintenance.
GCGCUGAUUGGCGGCGGCGCACGCGGCGCGUUUGAACGGCCAGCAGGGCGAUGGAGGCGGCGGAGCUGCGCUGCACGGCGGCCGUGGAGCAGCCGCUGCCGGGGGGACUCGCCCCGCGCCGCCGCCUGAUGCGGAACGCGACCGUGCUGCUGGGCCGCAACGAGCUGCGGCAGCCCGUGCUGCGGGUGGCCGGCGGCAGCGGCGCGGCGGCGGCGGUGCUGAGUUUCGUGCUGGCCGGUGACGCCGUGAGGCUCUUCACGCGGUUCGCGGGCGAGGGGCGGGCGGCGGUGCGGGUGGGGCCGGACGGGGCCCAGGUGCUGCUGUCCGACUGCCCCCCGGACGCGCUGCGCCGCUUCCUCCGCCUCCUGCGCCUCAAGGUGGCCGCCGGGUCGCGGGACGCGCCGCGCCGCCCCCGCCUGCUGGAGCGGCCGCCGCCGUCCUUCUCCGUCAUCAGCCCGGUGCAGGAGCGAGACCUGCUGGGCGGCCCCGGCCGCCGCCGCCCCGGCCAAGAGCGGGGCGAGUGCCCGGCGGAGGUGCCCCGCGCGGAGAGGCGGCCCCCGGCGAGGCUCUCGGCGGAGCAGGAGGCGGUUCUGGGCGCCGUGCAGAGCGGGAAGAGCAUCUUCUUCACCGGCUCUGCAGGUGAGGGGUCCCGGCCACUCUCAUCGGCUCCCCGGAGAAAGUCCUGGCCAUUGACCUGUCGUUUUUCUCUCGAAGGGACUGGGAAGUCGUUCCUGCUGAAGAGGAUCUUGGGCUCCCUCCCUCCGAACAUCACCUACGCUACAGCCAGCACGGGAGUGGCGGCUUCUCACAUCGGUGGCACUACUCUCCACGCCUUUGCAGGGAUCGGCUCUGGGAAGGCACCGCUAGAACAGUGCAUUCAGCUGGCAGAGAGGCCAGGGGUGCGCCAACAUUGGCUGGCCUGCCAGCACUUAAUUAUUGAUGAGAUCUCAAUGGUGGACGGCAAGUUCUUUGACAAGCUGGAAGCAGUGGCAAGGGCCGUCAGAAAACGGGAUGAGCCUUUUGGAGGAAUUCAGCUAAUUAUCUGUGGGGAUUUCUUACAGCUACCCCCAGUCUGCAAGGCUAAUGAAGAAACCAAGUUCUGUUUCCAGGCAAAAAGCUGGAGGAAAUGCAUCCACAUAAACAUGGAGCUGACUGAAGUGAGGAGACAGACUGACAAGACCUUUGUCUCACUCCUGAGUGCAAUCCGUUUAGGCAGGUGCACAGAGGAGGUUACCAGACAGCUGAUGCAAACAGCUGCUCACAAGUCUGAGCGUGAUGGGAUCCUGGCUACGAGGCUGUGCACCCACAAAGAUGAUGUAGAAAUAACCAAUGAGAGACGCUUGCAGCAGCUUCCAGGAGAAGUGCAUGUGUUUGAGGCUUUGGACAGUGACCCAAUGCUAGUGAAGUUAAUUGAUGCUCAGUGUCCUGUGGGUGGUAGAGUUGAGCUAAAGCUUGGAGCUCAGGUGAUGUUAGCAAAGAAUCUUGAUGUGUCUCAAGGGCUGGUGAAUGGGGCACGAGGUGUUGUUGUGGGGUUUGAAAGUGAACAGAAGGGGCUGCCUAAGGUGAGGUUUCUCUGUGGGGUCACACAGCUCAUAAAAAUGGAGAAAUGGGUCAUCAAAGGACCAUCAGGAGUUCACCUGAGUCGUCAGCAAUUACCUUUAAAAUUGGCAUGGGCCAUUUCCAUUCACAAGAGUCAGGGCAUGUCUUUGGACUGCGUGGAGAUCUCCCUGUCUCGUGUCUUUGAGAGCGGGCAGGCUUACGUAGCCCUCUCCCGAGCCCGGAGCCUCGCGGGGCUCCGUGUUCUGGAUUUUGACCCAAAAGCAGUGAGAGCUGAUCCUGCUGUGCUGCAGUUCUACAGGCAGCUGAGGCGUCACCAGCUUCUAGCCCAGGAUUCACUACAUGCCCAUUCAGAGGCUGAUGAGAAGGAGAACUGGAAAUGCAACUGAGAAUGCUCUAGUUUCUGUGAGGUGUCAGCUCAGCCUGCUGAGAUGCAGCAAUCUUGCUGUGUAUAUUUGAUAACACAGACAAAGCCAAAGGAGAUUUUUUGGAUGUUUGCUUCAUUCAGCUGACUCUGGAUAUCUAGAACUAUCCCCACCUCACAUCUCUGGAAUUUGGAAGGCUUCUGCAGACCCCUUCUAGCCUGAACCUUGAGUACUCCUGUGUCACAAAUGCAACUAGCAAACAAAAUGACUGAACAAGGAUGUGCCUGAGGGACAUUUCUACAGUUUUGUCCUGGCUGAGGGACCUUCCUACCAUUCUCUCCUGCCUGCUAAUUGUAUUUUAUUAUCUGCACAUAUAGACUGAGACCUUUCUGUGUGCCUUUCUUCAAGUACACCACUGCUGAGAGACAGAAAGUGUGUCCUCUUUGCUUGGAUGGAUUGCUCACAGGAGCUGCUGACACAAGGGAAAGCAGUGCUAAAUAUCUGGAAUACUUGAUUUGCCUGCAAGAGAAGAGCUGUUCUUGCUGCCUGACUCCAGGAGUCUGCAUAACAUCUUCCACAAACAGAACUGUCAGAGUUGCACACUGCCUGUUAUGCUGAUACACGGCAUUUUUAUUAGUCUGUUGCAUACAAUGAGGUGAUUUUUUUUUUAACUUUUUGAGAUGAGCUGGCACUAUUUAAAAAUAGGAGAAAGUCCUACAUCUUAUACCCAUAAUUAUGGAACUAUAAGGACUGUGAAGAUUCAUUACCCCAUGAGCAAGAAGGGGGUCAGAGGAGAUGGGUGCUGGUGGGACCCCUCUUGUUUAAACUCAUGAGGCUCCCAUUCAGAUGGGAGUUUCUCCUGGAAAAAAUGUCUGACUAAUAAGGUGGAACUUGUGUGUGCAAUAGAGUAAUGGCUAAGGACAUGGGAAGUGAGCUGUAACUUCACUCAUUUCAGCAAAAGCAGAGAUGAGCAGAACUAAUGUACUGUCUUUUUAAUAAAGGAGAAGCUUUGGUCUUUGUAUUUUAGCACUUUAAAGUAAUUUGCAUAUUUUAAAAUGCUUUACAUAUGGGAAUAACAUGAAAUAACAUCCAGCUGGAACUUGUCUCUUGCAGGGGAAUUCUCUAAAAAAACCUUUGCAGUGUAAGCAAGUUGAAGGCCAUUUCUUGGCAGCUGCUCUCCUUAAGGCCAGGAAAGGAUGUUGGCUAGCCAGUGGUCAGCAUAACAGAAAACAGAUUUCAAUGGGACUUCAAAAUGUAUUUUUUGUUUUGUUUUGGGUUUCUUUGUUUGUUUUGUUUGAUUUUUUUUUUCCUGGGCUUGAGAAGGUAGAGUCUUGGAGGAAGCAAAAGUAGAAGACAGAAGUGUGACUAUUAUUCAGAGAGGUUCUUAAUGUAUAUAUAUAGGUGGGUGCUGAGUUUGAAAGCUGCUAUUUAAACCCUAAAAGAAGCAGUCAGGACAAAUCUGAGCUGACAGGCUCUGUCAUGGCUCCCCUUUGGUCAGGAUUAUGAUGAGGCCUUUUUUAAAUGGAAUAAUGCUUCCCGGUACUUGAGCUAAAAACAUCUUGUCAUACAAUAAAUAUCCCUUCUUCCACGUUCUCCAUAACACGUUAAUUUCUUUUUAUAGAGGUUCUAUCUAGAGCUAGAACUCAGUACACUGCCAUGGGAUUAAAAAAAUAAAACAAACCAACAAAACCACAACUUGUAAUUUAAGCCUUUAAACAUCUGCCUUAACUGCAGCUAUUAUUAAGUGAAUUAAACUAAGAGUUUGAUUCAUAAUUGGUAUUUCUGUUACUACAAAAUACAGCCAUUCUCAUUUCAAAUACAUUAAACCAGAAGAAACUGCUUUGUACCAGCUAAAGCUCCAUUAUACAUUUGUGUUAUUGGAAGCAUAAUUCACAAACAGAGUGUUAUUAAAACCUUACCAGCUUCCAGUUUAAGUCUUUGUAUGGUGAUUUAACACCCUUCCUGUUCUUUGUGUCAUUUUCAUUAUAAUUAAACAAAUAUGUGUCCUCACAGCCUGGGCCCACAAGUCCUGUGAGCACAGGAAAGGCAGCAAUAGUCCUGUUGAGUCUGGAUGCUGUAAUAAACAAACAUAAGAUUGUGUCCAGGAAUUAGACCUUCAUAUCCAGAAUUGCUCUGAAUAGAUAAAAAAAUGCUGCUCUUAAGUAAUGGAAAUAGAGUGCAUUAUUGGUUGUGCUAUGAAUGCUAAUAAUGUCAUUUUUCUUGUAGAUAUUACAAGUUUCUCAUUCUAUAUUA